Molecule: messenger RNA, 6386 nt
Organism: Microplitis mediator
Lineage: Eukaryota; Metazoa; Arthropoda; Insecta; Hymenoptera; Braconidae
Gene: Hecw
Product: E3 ubiquitin-protein ligase HECW2
Exons: 3
Coding region: 577-4308 (1243 amino acids)
Biological process (GO): regulation of dendrite morphogenesis
Molecular function (GO): protein binding; ubiquitin-protein transferase activity
Source: RefSeq, a predicted model, not a curated record
UGCAAAAAAAGACAGUAAUGAACGAGUGCUAAUGUAGCUGACAAUUGGCAAUUUUUUAAAUUUUUGAAUAGAUAAAUAAAAUUGAAGUAUAAUAAAAAUUAAAAAAUGGAUAUUUAAAUAUUUAAAAAACCAGUACGCGCAUUUUUUAAAAUUUCAUUAUUUAAAUUAACUUAUUUAUUAAUUCAAAAUUUAUAAAUUUUUUUCCACAUUCACACUCAUAGUAAUGAAAAUUUGAAAAUUCCCUAGACAUUGUUCUUGUUGUUCUCUUGCAGUAAGCAGGCCGCUGGUACAUGAUAUUUUUUCUGUCAAACCUAAAUAUAUAUUCUUAUCGGUAUACACGCAGCUAAUUUUAAUUAUAAUCAUAAUUAAUAAUUGAAUGACCUAGAAAGGAAGUUCAAUGAAAUAUGAUGAUUCAAAAUAAUAUGAUAAACAAUAAUACGUGGCAAAAUAAAGCUUGAUUUAAUUAUAAUGGAUGAAAUAUUACAAGGACAAUAUGAUCGAUGAGAUAUUUCAAUUGGACGUAGGAUAAUUUAUAAACGAUCAUUUAAAUGAUAGUCGUGUAAAUAAUUAUUGGAAAUGGAAAUGAAGCCAGACUCAGAAAAUUAUGAUCAGAGUACCGCAGCACUGGAUAAUCAUGUAGUUAUGAUUGUUAAAGCAACUCCAAGUUGUAUUAAUGAUGAUAAUUGUUUUGAAAACUCACAGCCAUCGUCAUCAUCAUCGUCAUCUGUAUUACCUGAUGCAUCAUCAGCAAAUUGUUUAGUUAAUCACCAGAAUUCAACGAAUGGAAGACAAAAAAAAAAAACAUCGCAAUUUACUCUGUCUGGUGAAAGUUUUUUAAAUACUCAGGAUGAAGUUGAUAAUUGUAAUGCAAGUAUUAGUCAUCAGAAUGGUCAUUCAACAGAUUUAUCUGUGUAUGAUAAACGAAAUUGUUGUAACUCAGAAGCGUGCAGUGGAGAAACAGGUGCUGAGAGAAGUGAAUCAAGUUGUAUAAAGAAAAAAUCAUUGAUGGAAAAUUUAUUAGACACUUCGACUGCAUGUUCAAGUAACAAUAAUUUAGAAUCUCACUCGCUUCAUACAACCACCGCUACCACCGAGCCAGUACGUAAAAAUAUGAUUAGAAAAAAAGAAUUUUUAAAAAGUAAUCGUCGUACGGGUAGUGAAGAUUCGACAUUAAAUAAAUCAACUCAGCAUCAGAGUACGAGAAAUUGUUCAUUGGAUGACAAUCUGUCUAGUUCAUCGAUUUGUGAAUCAGACGAAGCAUGCAAUUCAUCAUCACAACAUAAAAGUACCAGUGUGUCUGUAGACGAAGCAGUUUCAUUGCCAUUAGAUCUACCAGAAGACGAUUCGGAGAGCGUUGUAGUUAAACAGAAACCAUUUAAAUUACCGAGUCUAGUUAAUCUUUAUGAAGCAGCUGAGGCUCAGCGGAUCGAGUUAGAAGCCAACGCGGCUGCUUCCUUGGAAGCUAGUACGUCGAGUCGCGAGGAUGGAGCUCAGGCGCUUAAUUCCGAACUUCCUUCGGCGUACAGCAGUGAAGGAAGUAACUCUGAUACAGAAUCACAGCGUGCUAAUGAUAUACCACGUGGUGAAGUUGCGAAAAAACGUGUGCGAAGUAUGGACGUAAUGGGAUUACUAGAUCGCGUAGAGUAUUAUCAGCUGUGGCGUAGUACCGGAGGACAGUCAUCAGCACCAGAAUCAAUGCAGGAUAAUGGUAUGUAUCCAAAUCCACCACCAUUGCCACCGAGAGCCGCACACAGACCUCUACAUCGAAACAAUGCUUUACCAACGACUCUGCCUACACUUUCUCGUAAACAUCUUCACAAACAUUCCGCACCUUGUCGCCCGGAGGAUUGCUUCGGAUUUGAGAUUGUCGAUGUUGACGAAGCCGUGGCUUUGAAGACUCGAACUGCCGUCACCAAGAGCAUCGCACUGUUGAGCUCACCACGGCCCCAUAGGCCAUUAACGAGACUCGAUGCUGGAGCUAGUAGUCAACCAGAGUGCCCUCCUACACCAACACAUCGUCCAAAACCUUUGAGGCCUUUACCAAUGUGUCCUUCGACCAAUCCAUCUCUCACGUCUGAGGAACCACUGCCGCCGUCUUGGGAGGCUCGGAUUGACAGUCACGGUCGUGUAUUUUACAUUGAUCAUGUUAAUCGCACAACCACGUGGCAGCGACCAGGACAAACCACAAGAAACACUGGCUGUGAAAUGCGUCGUCAACAACUUGACCGACGUUAUCAAAGUGUACGCAGGACAAUAUCGCGACCUGAUAAUAUAGAUCGUGAAACUUCUGGAUCUUCUUCAUCUUCUUCUGGCGCUGUUGCUAUUGCUGUUGCUAGUGCUAAUGCUAAUGCUAAUACUAACACUAAUGCUAAUGCUAAUCAACCAGAAAGUAAUGGUGAACGAUCAGCGCCAGAUAGAAGUAAUACUACAGAACCAUUUGAUAUUGCAACUAUACCACCGGUAUUAUUUCUAUCGCGACCAGAUUUUUUUACAGUACUUCAUACCAAUAUGGAUGCAAUGGAACUGUACAAUCGUAAUCCAAGUCUCAAGCAUAUGAUCAGCAAAAUUCGUAGAGAUCCAUUGGUUUUUCCGCGGUACGAACACAACCGUGACUUAGUGGCGUUGAUAAAUUUCUUUGCUGAUCCGACAAAAGAAUUACCGCGUGGUUAUGAAUCAAAAUUAGAUAGAACAGGCAAACGUUUUUUUAUAAGUCAUGCAAGAAAAGCUACGUCGUUUAUUGAUCCAAGAUUACACACUGAAGCUACAUACCCUCGAGCAUUGCUGGAUGAAGCUCCUGUACCGCCACCACGACCUCAACAGUCGGGUAUCACUACCAUACCCGAAAUUCCUAUUGCUUAUAACGAUAAAGUUGUUGCUUUUCUACGGCAGCCAAAUAUUAUGGAUAUUUUAAAAGAAAGACACGCAGCUCUGGGACAAAAUAUUGCAUUGCGAGAAAAAGUUAAUACUAUUCGGGUGGAAGGAUCUGCUGCUCUACAAAGACUGGGCCAUGAUGUACCUUUGGCUUUACUAUUGAGUUUAUUUGAGCAAGAAAUAAUGUCCUAUGUUCCAGGUAAUAUUGGAAGAUCACCAAUUGGUAGCCCUCAUGCAUCACCUGGUCUAACGCGAGCCUCUGCUCGUGCACCGGCACCAUACCGUCGUGACUUUGAAGCUAAAUUACGUACAUUUUAUCGCAAACUCGAGAGUAAAGGAUUCGGUCAAGGUCCGGGUAAAUUAAAAUUACAUAUAAGGCGUGAAAAUCUUUUGGAAGAUGCAUUUACAAGAAUAAUGGCUGCGUCAAAAAAAGAUUUGCAGAAAGGAAAACUUGUAGUUAUAUUUGAUCAUGAAGAAGGCUUAGAUUACGGUGGUCCAUCUCGAGAAUUUUUCUUUCAUCUAUCUCGUGAGCUCUUUAAUCCUUAUUACGGACUAUUUGAGUACUCGGCAAAUGACACGUACACCGUUCAAGUAUCACCAAUGUCGGCGUUUGUUGACAACUAUCAUGACUGGUUUAGAUUCUCAGGUAGAGUGUUAGGCUUAGCUUUGGUACACCAGUACCUACUUGAUGCUUUUUUUACUAGGCCAUUUUACAAAGCUCUGCUACGUGUACCGGCAAGUUUAAGCGAUUUAGAAAGUCUGGAUCAAGAAUUUCAUCAGAGCUUAAUGUGGAUUAAAGAACGCGAUAUAAGUAUUGAACCACUUGAGUUAACAUUUUCAGUAACUGAAGAACUUUUGGGACGUGUUGCUGAACGUGAGCUUAAACCAGGUGGACGAAACAUUACGGUGACAGAAAAAAAUAAAAAAGAAUAUCUCGAACGAGUAGUUAGAUGGCGACUAGAACGAGGUGUCUCUGAACAAACUGAGUCACUUGUUCGUGGGUUUUAUGAGGUUGUAGAUCCACGUCUAGUUUCAGUGUUUGACGCUCGUGAACUUGAGCUUGUUAUUGCUGGUGCUGCUGAAAUAGACUUGAAUGACUGGAGAGCUCACACUGAAUAUCGAAGUGGUUAUCACGAUGGUCAUCCUGUGGUCGAGUGGUUUUGGAGUAGUAUCAGUCGAUUUACCAACGAACAACGAUUGAGAUUACUCCAGUUUGUCACUGGCACUUCUAGCAUUCCAUAUGAGGGCUUUGCUGCCCUGCGCGGUUCGACGGGACCAAGAAAAUUUUGUAUAGAAAAAUGGGGGAGACCUAAUAGUUUACCCAGAGCGCAUACAUGCUUUAAUAGAUUGGAUUUACCACCGUAUCCAACGCCCGAAAUUUUAUACGAAAAAUUAUUACUGGCUGUUGAAGAAACAAAUACUUUUGGUAUUGAGUAAAUAAAUAAAAAUAUGUAUUAUUAGAUAAAUUUUAAAACGUCCAUUUUGACAUAUUUAUUUAAUACAUCUAUCCAUCGUCACUUGUCAUAUUAAAUUAUAAAAAUAAUAAUACGUUGUAAUAAAUUUUUAAAAAUCAAAUUAAUAAUAAUUAAAUAUGCGUGAUUAUAAAUUAAAAUUCAAAGACUAAAAUUAAAUUAAAUUAAACGGAUAGAUGUCAAAUUAAAUAAUUAUUGAUGAUAUUAAAAUUAAAUAAUCGCCCACAAUUUCACGGCAACAUUUAAAGUUCACUAGCAUUAUUUAUAAAGGAAAAAAAAUAAAUAAUGAUAAUUUAUUUAAUUAGGUAUUAAGUAAUUGUAUAAAUAACAAAAUUAUAAUUAAUCAUCGUUUAUGCGGGCACAAGCAAUUAAAUUUCGCGGAAAAUCGGUACCGUCGUCGUUCCGUAUCUGAAUUUAAAUUUAAAAAAAAAAACUGUGUCACGUAAGUCAUAAAUUAAGAAAUACUAUAUAAUAAAUAGUACGAAAUAUUGUUACAAAUGCGCAUCAGCCUCAUUAAUUGCUCACUAUUAUAAAUAUAUGCAUCGAUUGUUAUAAUUAAUUGUUUAGUUAAAUGAAAAAUUAAUUUAUUAAGUCAUACAUGUUUACUGCAAAUUGAUUAUCGUUUUUAAAUCAAGUCUGAAUGAUAUUUAAUAGUUCAAUGCGUUCCAAGUAAUUUAUAAUAGUAAAUAUUAUUAGUUAAUAACAAUAAUUAUUUAAAAUUAAUUUAUGAGUCUAUAGAUUUAUUAUUUUGCAAUCUAUUGUUAAAAAUUUAACUCUAAACGCAAAAGCAGUGAUGCAAAUUUUUUUUUCAUCCACUAAUCGAUAGUAUGCAAUCGAAAAAAAAAAUGAACUAUUAGUUCAUUGAAUAUUUAAAUAUUAAUUAUAGAAUCCGGGCGUAUCGUCUGAAUUUUCUUUUAUCAAAUAGGGUAGAAGUAGCAUUUGUGGCCACUGCUCCAUUUUUGGACAUUUAAAAUUUAAUUUUAAUUAAUGAAAAAAUAAAAUUUCCAUUGCGACAGUGUGAUAAAAGUAUCUUUGUACACAUUUUCAAAAUCAAUUGGCAUUGCGUCUCUUAGAAAUUAUUUCUCUAAUUUUUCAAGUGUCUAAAACUGGGCCUAAAGUGCCCAAAAAUGGUACCUCUAUUCUAAUUUUUUUCUACAAUGCAUAAGCAGUAUUUAUGUAGCAAAUGUUUUGCUAUUGCUAUUUAUAUACAUAAAAAUAAAACACGAAAGAUAUUUUUUGUGUUAAUUUUAUAGUCGCACAAACGUGCAGCAGUUAGCGAAAGAAAAAAAAAUUAAUUUUAAUGCUUGACAGCAAUUUAAAUAUUUAAUUUUAAAUAUUAUUCCUGAUCAAAGUGCAAUUGAAAGUAAUUAAUUAACGAUUCAUUUAUUUAUUAUAUUAAACUAAUAGUUAUUAAUUAGUUUUAAACUAGGAGCUAUUACGAAGUCUCUGCACAUUGCAUUCAGUCCUAAUCCUAGUCAUUAAUAUAACUAAUUAAUGGAAAUCUUAACAAAUAAAAACCGCAUAAUUAUUGUAAUAUUUAUUAAUUAUUAUUAAUAACGAGGAUUUAAUAAAUAAAUUAUUUAGAUAGAAACAGUAAGUGAUGUUGGAAUAAUAAAUGAUAGUAUAUAAAAAAUAACGCUGGGUCUUAUUGUUACUUAAAAAUAAAUUACUUAUUUUAUUUGUUGUAUACGUUGCGAAACUAUUGUUUUUAAAAUAUUUAAAUAAACAAUUAUUAAUUACAUUACACACAAAUAUUCAGUGAGAUCAUUUAUAAUUAAUUAAUUAAUUAUACCAAAAUAAUAAUUAAAUAGUCUGAUAAAUAAAAAUGUGUGCCGAGUAAUCAGAGCAUGUUAAAAAAAACUGAUAUCACUUGAAGUACUUGGUAUCAAUUCUAUUUUCAAAAUCGAUGUUGUGAGGCAUCAAAAAAAAAUAAUAAUAAUAAUAAUAAAAUUAUAAAAUGAAAAGGAAACGAAACCGACGAAUAAAAUAGAUUCUCUGAACCGAAACGACAGUUACUUAAUUAUCGAGUGUUCUAAACUCGUC